AUGUCACUUGCACGUUCAAGAAGUAACACUCUCUAACACAAGUAUAAUUGAUAUUCCCUGUGAAAACAACCUAUAAACAACUCAGGUACAUGAGAGAUAGCAGCCGUUUAACAUUUUCACGCAUGAUUUCAGGGUUAACCUUUAACACAGUUAAGACAUCUUAUAUUUACGGAUAAAUGAUCAGAUACAGAUCGAGGUCAUGACUCAAAUUUCAUCAGUUUUGUUAAAUCUUUAAAAAUAAGUGAAUUUGAACGGGUAAUAUAGUGGAGUAUUUGGAUAUUUGCGAUUUCAUAAUGGGAGGAAUGUUUGUUUUUUCUAUUGUUACUGUAAUUUCUUUGACGACGGGAAUUUCUGCAGCUCAAAAUCUGCCGUUUGAGGUGUUUACACAGUCGGGAACGGCAUUUAACGUGAAUCCUGUGAAAGUUACAUCUGAGGAUGAUGUACCGUUGUUAAUGUUUUAUUUGGUCAACUCUUCGCUCAAACCUAGGAUUGAAGUGUACAUGGACACGGAUUUUGUGAUUUCUUUUGAUUAUUCUAUCGUAUGUGUUAGUCGAAAUGUGUCAUUUUUGCUAACUGUUUCUGUACCAGGACAACAGAACCUGGAGAUAAUUGGAAACGCUCAGUUUAAAAUAUCUUGUGAGAAUGCUAAAGUGGCUGAAAUUGAGCAAUCACUACACUGGAAUAAAACUGGUAAAGCAGAACAAGAGAAAAUAUUACGAAGACUUUACAUUGCCGACGGACGACUUGACAUUCAAAUGCAAAGUGGUAUUAUUGGUUACAAUGACGUCAAAUUUUCUAUAGAAAAAGCGGGUAACAAAUCCGAAAAUAUGGAUUCCAGCAAUGACAUUGACGCAACCUCGUUGCCUAGCAAUGUUUCAUCUUUUGUCAUUUUGGAUCCAGAGAACUCUUUUAAAACUUUGACAUAUACAAUCAGAACAAUAAGGAAAAUGAGACCGAUCGACAAACUGUUCCGGGUGAUUGUAUAUGCAGUACAAAUCUUUGUAGCCACAGGUUUCGGAGCCAAACUAGACUUGCAAGUUGUGAAGGAAAACUUAUUUAGACCCGUAGCGCCAGGGAUCGGGCUAGCAUGCCAGUAUCUACUGAUGCCUUUGAUCGCAUUUGGAGCGUCGAGGGCGGUGUCUGCUGAAAUGCCCACUGUGGCACUAGGGAUCUUCCUGGCGGGCUGUUGUCCUGGAGGCGGGGCCAGCAACACUUAUACGUAUCUUCUGAAGGGUGAUCUUUCUCUGUCAAUAACUAUGACAGCACUCAGUACUGUAGCUGCUCUAGCAAUGUUGCCAUUCUGGUUGUAUACGUUGGGUAGUGUGUUUAUAGCAGGCGAAGAAGAACUGAGUAUUCCAUUCGAGAUAGUCGCAGUGUCCCUAUCUGUGCUAAUUCUUCCGUUGAUUGGCGGUGUGUUGCUCAAGCAUAAAUUCCCAAAAGCUGCCGACAGACUUCAAAAAAUUCUUAAACCUUUCAUUGUCGUGAUGGCUUUAGUUUUGAUAAUUGUUGGUGUAUUGGCUAAUUUAUACAUAUUUCGACUAUUCAAGCCAAAAAUCAUAGCCGCGGCCUGUUUACUGCCAUAUGUUGGCUAUAUCUGCGGUGGUGUCAUUGCAGCAAUAUUUCGACAACCCUGGGCAAAAAUCAAAACUAUUUCCAUAGAAACCGGUAUGCAAAAUACAAGCAUUGCAUAUAUUCUGCUCAUUAAUUCUUUCCCGGCGCCGUCCGGAGAUCUUGCGGCAGUCGCUCCCGUCGCGUCUGCUGUCAUGACGCCACUUCCACCCUUUAUAGUGACGGUCUUCUACUUAACUUACCAGUCCUGGAAGAAACGCCGAGGGGCUGCAGACGAAACAUGUAAAACCAGUUUAAAGAACGAUGAAGAAGCUGCCACCGAAGAUGGUGCAGACGAGAGGCUGAUGACGGAAAUGGCGUCAGCAGACAUGAAUAAAUCGGAACGCGGUCACACUGAAGCAGACGACACCGAGAAAGUGAAACCUUCCAGUAAUGGAGAUUCUGGUGUCUCUGAUGACAGCGAGCAAACGUCUUUGUCGCAAAAAGGCAAAGUUACUAAUAUCAACACUGAUCAGGAGUAGUGUUAUGGAACAAAUUUAAGGUGUGUCAGUGCGGUGUUUGACAGAUUCUUGUAUGAAAUUUUAUGAUACCGGUGAUAAAAAGUCAAAAUACACAAUUCUGACAUGGCAUGUCACUGUAUUCAGUUGGAAACACGAGGAUUAUAGAUUGCUAACUUUAACACUCAAACUACCUCAGUUUCAAAAGAUAUACUUUUAUCUAAUUUUAGCUAAAGGUGAGCUAUUGUGAUCGCCUUGUGUCCGUCGUGUGAUACAUGUUUAAAAUGUUCUUCGGACAAGUUUGAUACUGGGUCAUCUGGAAUUGAAUACUAGGUCACAUAAUAGAAAGAACUUGUAAAAAACCCAAAGUCAUAUAUCCUACCAGUUCAGUAUGCAAAUUGUCUGUGAACUCUAGUGCAAGUUAGAAACUUGAAAUUUCGGGGUCAAGGACUAGAUAGGUCAAAUAGUAGAAAAACCUUGUUUACAUUCUUAACAUUUUCUACAUGAUAUAUGAAACAUGUGAGAAAUGUUUGUCUGCAUAAAUUCUAAGACUAAUUUCAACUGUGUCACCUUGCUCACUAGGUUAAUUCCACAUACGUCCUUAGUAACUUUUUCUAUCUGAUUUUCAUGAAACCUAAUUUGAAUGUUCAUUUUUGUGAAAUUUAGGUCAAGUUUAAAACUUUGUCAUCUAGGGGAAAAUACGGGUCGCUUCAGCAGUCCUUUUCAACAAGUCUUGGGCCACAUCUUUCAUCCAGUUUUCAUAGAACUUUGUCAGAGCUUUUGUCCUCGUGAAGCUCAGAUUACUGAAAAAUCUAGGAUAUCUCGGAGCAAAAACUAGGUCACAUGGUCAGAUCAUAUAAAAUUUUGAUUCACACUCUACAGGCCAUAUUUUCUACCUGAUUUACAUAAAACAUGGUCAGACUGUUCAAGGUCAGUUUGGAUACUGGGUCAUCUUGGGUAAUGGGCAGGUUAAUUUAACAAUACAGGACAGGACCUUCUUGACAUUAUUGCCCACAGUUCUAACUAAACAAACUCAGGGAUUGAAAAUACAUGGAUUCCCCAUUUUUCAUUGCAGUUACUUGUUUACUUCUUUUUAAACAUGUUGAUAAAUUCAGUAUAGACAGAAAAUAGAUUUUCAGUUUACUGUCUGGUCAUUACUGGAGGUGGUGGUAUGUGUGUUUUACAGAUGGCUCUCAUUUCUGUUCUCCUUUGAAUGUUUCAUAAACUUUUAUUCUGUUUGCUUUUAGGUAGUAAAAUGUCACAACUCAUAAGGCAUACAUACAUGUUUGCUGUCCAUAUUUCUUAUUUAGUUACCUUUGUAAAAGAUGUAAAUCUAGAUCCUUGUACAUAUUGUUUUUUCUUUUAUUUCCUUAAAUUAAGACUGUUUUUACUCUUUGUUUCAUACUUGUAUUUUCAUAGGCAAAACAUUGUUCUUUCCUGUAAGAUCAGUCAGAAAGUACCUUCCAGGUAGUUUUAUAACUUCAGUUACAAACAGGGAUGCCAUCUUUGACAACACUUCUUUCUUUCUUAGGCAGUUUUGAGUUGCCUUUUGAAAACAUUCUGGUACUGGCCAAGAAUCCAAAUUCCUGGAUCAGUCUAGAUAUAAUUGACUGCUUCUAUAUACAACUUCUGUAAAACCGGAUAUUUUUUCAAAAGUUGGCUAUAAUUAAAAUGGGAAUUGGUUUGAAUAUUUGUGAUAUAUGGCCAACUUGUGAAGCAUAUGCAAUGUAUUCCAUUUAUAGCAAUAUAAACACUUGUGAGUAUAUAUUUUUGCAACUAAUGACAGAAAAUAAAUCCUUCACAAAA
This is a messenger RNA of Mercenaria mercenaria, 3872 nucleotides long. RefSeq names its product ileal sodium/bile acid cotransporter-like. Lineage: Eukaryota; Metazoa; Mollusca; Bivalvia; Venerida; Veneridae. Gene Ontology annotation, cellular component: membrane. The coding region runs from base 294 to 2090 and encodes 598 amino acids. The record is from RefSeq and is a predicted model, not a curated record. The transcript has 3 exons.